UGCCCUUUGAGCCCGGCGGCUCCGUCGCUGGCACAAGCAACCUGGCCGCUGUGGGGGACGAGUCAGGUCGGGCGGGUGGGCAGCAUGCUCCGGCUGCUGGCCUCCCUCUGUGCCCGAGGCCGGGGAGCCGGCGGGGCCACACAACCUGCCGCGGGGCUCUGUGACCACCGCCGCAGCUUCAGCCGCCAGGCCUCCGACACCCCCAGGAACCUGCCCCCCAGCUCUGAAUCCGUGGCCCGACCUGUAGGCGUCUGUUCCAUGAUGCGGCUGCCGGUGCAGACGUCCCCUGAGGGGCUGGAUGCCGCCUUUGUAGGGGUGCCCCUGGACAUUGGAACCUCCAACCGGCCUGGGGCGAGAUUUGGCCCCCGGCGGAUCCGGGAGGAAUCAGUGAUGCUUCGGGCGGUCAACCCCAGCACAGGGGCCCUCCCCUUCCAGUCCCUCACGGUUGCAGACCUAGGCGACGUGAAUGUCAAUCUUUACAACCUCCAAGACAGCUGCCGCCUCAUUCACGAGGCCUACCAGAACAUUGUAGCUGCUGGCUGUGUUCCUCUGACCUUAGGUGGGGAUCACACCAUCACAUACCCUAUAUUGCAAGCCAUGGCAAAAAAGCACGGCCCUGUGGGGCUGCUGCACGUGGACGCUCACAUGGACACGACGGAUAAAGCCCUGGGAGAGAAGAUCUAUCACGGGUCGCCCUUCCGUCGGUGCGUGGACGAGGGACUUCUGGACUGUAAGCGCGUAGUACAGAUUGGCAUCAGGGGCUCUUCCACCACCUUGGAUCCCUGCAGAUACAGCCGGAGCCAGGGCUUCCGGGUGGUGCUGGCUGAAGACUGCUGGAUGAAGUCGCUGGUUCCUCUGAUGGCAGAAGUGAGGCAGCAGAUGGGGGGCAAACCCAUUUAUAUCAGCUUUGAUAUUGACGGCUUGGAUCCCGCCUACGCCCCAGGGACGGGGACACCUGAAAUUGCUGGCCUCACCCCGAGUCAGGCUCUGGAGAUCAUCCGGGGCUGUCAAGGCCUGAACGUGGUGGGCUGUGACCUCGUGGAAGUCUCUCCUCCAUACGAUCCUUUUGGAAACACGGCCCUCCUGGCUGCUAACCUGCUGUUUGAGAUGCUGUGUGUGCUCCCCAAAGUGACAGUCGUCUGAAUCGCGUGCUCUUCAAGACAACGUAACAGUGACAAAUGCUUCAGUGACACAUUCUCAAGAACGUACGAGCAAGCAGUCGGUACUCAGGCGUUUAUGCCGAUGAAACUUCCUGCUAAAGGUGUCACCGGUGGCUGUAAAACCAGGGCAUACAGACCUCUAAUCUGACAGCCGGUAUUACUAGUGUGUGCCGAUUUUCUCCCCUUAAUGCAAGAUGGUGCAGGACAGAGGGGGAAGGGAUGGAGAAUUGAGGUCCAAGCUACCUUAAAACCAGAGGAAUGAAAUAAAAUAAAGACUCUGAGACGAUA
Artibeus jamaicensis (Jamaican fruit-eating bat) is the source of this 1448-nucleotide messenger RNA. It is a transcript of the gene AGMAT, whose product is annotated as agmatinase. The transcript is spliced from 7 exons. Lineage: Eukaryota; Metazoa; Chordata; Mammalia; Chiroptera; Phyllostomidae. Gene Ontology annotation, molecular function: metal ion binding; agmatinase activity. Bases 85 to 1143 code for a protein of 352 amino acids. The record is from RefSeq and is a predicted model, not a curated record.